Messenger RNA from Wasmannia auropunctata (little fire ant), 1569 nucleotides. RefSeq lists its product as uncharacterized. The transcript is spliced from 4 exons. Gene Ontology annotation, cellular component: plasma membrane. Lineage: Eukaryota; Metazoa; Arthropoda; Insecta; Hymenoptera; Formicidae. The record is from RefSeq and is a predicted model, not a curated record. Bases 13 to 795 code for a protein of 260 amino acids. Gene Ontology annotation, molecular function: odorant binding; olfactory receptor activity. Gene Ontology annotation, biological process: sensory perception of smell; detection of chemical stimulus involved in sensory perception of smell.
AUUAAAAAAAUAAUGGAACACAUUCGAAUUGAUUGGAAUGCUUUACAAGACGAAGAAGAAGUCGAGAUAAUACGGAGAUAUACCAAGUCCGCAAGAAGAUAUAUGUACGCAUUUGUAGGUAGGAUACCCGAAUCAAAGGAUACAAGCCUGGCUUAUCCUGCCACUGUUGUUUACAUUUCAAUACCAUUUUGGCCAGGUAUCCUUGAUAUUGUGGCACCGUUAAACGAAUCACGUAUGCGAUAUCUUCCAUUCUUAGUGGAAUACUUUUUGGACGAACAAAAAUACUUUUAUCCCAUAUUGUUGCACACGAUCGUAACGAUUCUCUUAGGAACUACGACCGUUAUAGCUACUGAGACUUUGACUUUUGCGUUCAUUUAUCAUAUUUGUGGCAUGUUUGAAAUAGUUAGUUAUCGAAUAACGUGUAUAUUGGAUAAAAGCAUAUUAAUAUUAUUAGCAUUAAAUACAGAAGAUACAAUUCGUGUCAAAUUAAUUAACACUGUGGAAACUCAUCAAAGAUCUAUCAAAUACGAUAGUCAGUGGUAUCUAGCACCUGUGCAAAUGCAAAAAUUAUUACUGUUCGUAAUGCAAAGAAGCAUGAAAUCUUGUAAACUUGUUAUGGGUGACCUAUAUUGUGUGUCGCUGGAAAAUUUUACUACGGUAACUUGUGUCAUGGACAUGAUAGUAAAUCUUACUUCUAGUUUACUCCAAAAUAAUAAAUUUAUUUUCUCAGCUUGUGAGUCUGUCUCUAUCUUACUUCACAGUAAUUUAUUCUGUGCAACAAUGAAACUUGUAUAAAGAAUGAAAACAUAGUGGCUGAUAGUGAUUUCUAUAUUCGACGAUAAUAGAUUUUUAGAAUAUUUUAUAUCAGAUCGAGGAGCUCAAACGAUUUAAAAACGAUUUAUGUUAUUAAUUCGACAAAUUGUUCUUUAUCUACAAAUAUUAUAUUAGUAAACAAUAAUUUGCACUCUUGUAACGUCUCUUUUAAUUGUAUCACAUAUAGUCCAAUAUUAAUAUUGAAUUGAGUAAUUAUAAUUUACGUUAAAAUGGAACAAUUUUUGAAAUAUUAGAAUGUAAUAUAAAAAUAACAUUAUGUAUAUUCAAAACUUAUUACACGAACCGAAUGAAUGUUUAAUAAUCUUUUUAUAUUUGCUUACUGUUACUCUUAUGGAUUAUAUUUCAAUAAUAGUAACUAACAUAAGUAAAAUAUUAGAUGCUAAGCAAACAUGCUAGAAAAACAAACAUUGAAGAAAAAUUUAGAAAUAUAUUGGAUGACGGUUCACUUAAUAAACGUAAGAAAAGAAAUUGCGUAUUAUCAUACUACUCCAACUUGAAAUAUAUAAAAAAAGAAUGAAGAUGCUAUCACCUAUGGAAUAAGAGACAUCCGAACAAACUUAAGUAAUUUACGACAGUUACUUUUUUUGCUUCUAGAGAGAAAAUAGUAAUGGUUACAACAGAGUCUUAAGGUAAAAUGUAUCUUAUUUUUUGAUACCACAAUCUUCAUAUUUAUUGCUAUUAAGCCUGUUAUUUACUGCUGUAUUCAACUGCACUAAAAUUUUCUUUCUCGCUUUC